Molecule: messenger RNA, 4409 nt
Organism: Musca domestica (house fly)
Lineage: Eukaryota; Metazoa; Arthropoda; Insecta; Diptera; Muscidae
Product: myotubularin-related protein 14
Exons: 7
Coding region: 1033-3495 (820 amino acids)
Biological process (GO): dephosphorylation
Molecular function (GO): phosphatidylinositol-3-phosphate phosphatase activity
Source: RefSeq, a predicted model, not a curated record
AGUUUACCAGCUCUAACAGUAGACGCGUUGUCAAAUUCGCUGUUUAUUAACAAAAAAUAUCUCAUCAAACGCCAUCAACAUAGUUAUUUAUUAUUUUGUGCGGGUGUGUAACGGAGCAGAAACAGAACAGAAUUGUUCUUGUGCAAAAUUUUUGCGUAUUUACUUUCUAAUAAAAAAAUAUAUAUGCGAAAAUAGUUCACGUGAAUAGGCCCAUAGUUUAUUUGCGCAACAAAAAAACUACCAAACGAUAAGGUUUUCGUUUUCGGAAGUUGAGGAGUAACCCAAAAAAAAAAAGUAAAGGAGACGGCAAGGCGUUUCGAUUUUCCACCACUAGCAGCCAAUGAAACAACAACAACCACAGUAACAAUCAUAAAAAACAUCAACACAUCAUCAUAGCAUUCAUUUAAAAUACGCAAUAAACAAUACUAAUAAUAUUUGUGGCUGAUUUUAAUAUAGUUAGUUGAGCGUGUUCUUGUUGUUGUAGGCAAGCAGUCGUCGUCUUGUUAUUAUCUGUUUUGGGGGCAAAACUAGAAGGAAAAAAUAACAACAACUUAAAUAUUUUUCUCAUUGGCAUUGCUGGCUAAACAAAUUGAAAACGAAAACAACAAAAAGAAACCAAUUCAAAUGAAACAUCAAAAAGUGAAAAAGUGUAUACGAAACAAAACAAAAUUAGCAACAACAACAACCACUCAAACAAAAAGAAAACGACAAGUGUGAUUUGUUUUUGUUGUCGUUGUUUAUUGUGUACGUGUGCAUCGGUUCGCUUUGCUCUAUGCUCUGACUGAAUGUGUGCGUCGUGUUUUAAUAGAUUAUUUAAAUGAACAAAUAUUUUACGCUGACAACAAAAACAAGGAAUAACAACAAAAAGCAGCAAAGAAUCGCAAAACAAAUACGAACAUAUAAUAACUACAACAAACAUUAGAAGCAAACAGCUGAAGGAGAAGAGAUAGGGAAAUAUAUUUUUGUACGUUGUUGCAUAAAUUAAAUGCAUCAUCAUCACAGACACCAGCAACAACAACCACCACCAGCACAAUGGCCAAUACGCAAGAAGUGACGCAAAAGGAUUUGCACGAUUUGUUAGAAAUUUUCGAAAGAAAAUCCUUCGAAGCAGGUCCAUGCGAGGAAGGUACAUUGGAAGAAGACAUUACGAAAAAAUGUGAAUUCCUAUUUAAACAAGACUAUUCCCUGAUCGAACUUGAAAAUACAAAUGGAAUCCUCAGUCCACGUUAUCCGGGUCGGAUUUUUAUACCAGAAUAUGAGCACAAUAGACCCAACAACAUGGCAUCUACGAUCACCGCCAACAAUACGAAUAUUUUCUCACAAAAUGCGACGCCACAGAAUAGCAGCAUAAAUGGAUUCCACCAUCAACAUCAUCUCCAUUAUGCGAAUAACUCAACAACAGCUAAUACCACCAGCAGUAAUGGUUCUAUGUCGUCGUUGUCGUCUUCAACGGCGACAGCACUCAAUAUGGGAACAGCCAAUAAUGGUAUACAUGCCUUUGUGACAUUUGCCAACGGGUCCAUGUCACAAACAACAACUAACGGAGUCCCCAACAACUUACCAACAGCAGCACCAGCACCGCCGCAUCCGUAUUUUUCCACACAAAUGCAAUAUCCUCAACAUUUAAUGCCACAAACAACACCAAAUACCAGCGUGGGGUUAAAUGGUGGUGGCGGCGGUGGCAAUGGCACCACAUCCACCUCAACAUCAUAUCAGCAUACCAUCUACGAAGACUUGUAUGACGUCAAUAAGAUACGUGAACUCAUUACCAUGGCCAAAUAUGCACGGUGUCGUCAACGGUUUGCUGUUCCUGUGAUUAUGUAUCGCGGCAAGUAUAUUUGUCGAUCGGCCACCAUAUCCGUAAUGCCCGAAACAUAUGGACGCAAGGUGGUCGACUAUGCCUACGACUGUUUGAACGGCACAAACUACAGCGAUCGGGGGAAUCAUAUUGUCGACGAUGAGAACAACGACAACAAUGAAGACUCUUUGAUGAAUCAUGCCUUGAAUGAAUCUUCGCCUUUUUCAUACGAUGAAGUGAUUAAGAGUGACAUACAAUUGUUGAAUGCACUGAAUGUGUCGGCAAUUGUCGAUUUGAUGGUGGAAAAAAGGAAAAUCAAGUAUUUUAUGGCUGUCUCUUCAUCGGAAAAGGCUGAUCCAGAAAAUCACUACGAAGAAUUCAAUAUACUAUCGCUACCCUAUCCUGGCUGUGAAUUCUUUAAGAAAUUUCGUGACAAUAAUUAUAUGGCCAAGAAUCUAUAUUACAAUUGGAAACAAUCAUUUAAUGAUGCCAUUAUAAGUGUACCGAAAGCUGGUCCAACAGCUGAUUUGAAUAUUAACUGGAGUGACUACAAACAAUGGGAUUUGGUGCAAAUAACACAAAACUAUCUAAAGGCCUGCCUAAAAUAUAUACAAGAAGAAAAUUCAGGUCUUCUGAUACAUUGCAUCAGUGGCUGGGAUCGAACACCGCUGUUUAUAUCCCUAGUACGACUAUCGCUAUGGGCCGAUGGUCUUAUUCAUCAGAAUUUAAAUGCUCUACAAAUGGCCUAUUUAACACUGGCCUAUGACUGGUAUUUGUUUGGCCAUCAGCUACCCGAUCGUUUGAAACGUGGCGAAGACAUAAUGUUCUUUUGUUUUCAUGUGCUUAAAUAUAUAACCGAUGAAGAAUUUAGUAUUGUAGAACAUAGGAAACGUACUAAAACCUCAAGUAGUAGUGGUAGUAGUGUUAUUGUUAUUAAGUCUGAUUGCUGUGAUGAUGAACCACUUAAAGAAGACUUUAUAUUAAGUUACGAUCAAGACAGCAAUGAUAGUUUUUCCAAUAGUUCCAACUGUGAUAUGUCCAUAACGGAUAAUUUUUAUGCAACUUCUGCAACGACGACAACAACAAUGCCAACCGCCUCAGUAACAGCACAACAACAAAUGGUUAUGAAUCCUUUUACAAGUCGUUCACCGAAUCCUAAAAGAUCAAAAACUAGUCCUAUAUCAGUGCCAGGUGUUAGCGCAACACGUCAACGACAAGAGUCCACAUCAUCGAAUGGUAGUUGGCAAGUUGUUACCGACACCGGAUCAAUUGAUUCCAUGAUGAAUGGCAGUUAUAUGAUGCAUUUUAUAUCACAACAACAACCGGAUAAUAUAUCGAUAACAUCGUGUAACAGUGGUCACUACGUAAUGACAGGAAACGGAAGUACGACAGGAAAUGGCUACAAUUGUCAUUCAAAUACACCCAGUAAUGGCAGCAAUGCCAGUUUAAGUAGUAAUGGUAUAAACAAUGGCGGUAACGGUGGUGGUGCACUAAAUUUCCUAACGAAUGGUAUCAACGAUAAGGAUCUGAUGAAUGGUUCGAGUAAAACGUCAACAAUAAUGCGUAAAAAACGUUUAAAUGCCGUUAGAGCUAUUUUCAUACAGGCGUAUGGGAAAACUGUUGGCCUUAAGUUUAAAGAAGGUUCUGCCAUGAAUUUAGCCACAUUUAUUGGUACUUUAGCCGAUCAAUUAUUUUAGAAAUAAUGAGUGAAGGACGAUUGAUGAAAGAAGAUCCCAAAUCCAGUUGUCAUUUUGUUAAAGUACCUUAUUAUCGAUAACAUCAACAACAAUUACAUCCUCUAUCUACCUUUUCGUUCCUGCUAAACAUAUACAUAGAUACAUAUAUUUUUGUUUUGUUUUUAUUUUUUUUUUUAUAUAUUUAAUUAUUUUUAAUUAAUUAUUGGUUUACAUCUAUGCGCGUUUGUAUAUCAUUUAAUUUUUAUUUUUAAUUAUGUUAAUUAGUUUGAAGUUUGUAAAAUAAUCAAAUAUAAGUUCAUAAGUAAUAAUAAUAUAUAAAUGAGAUGAAAAACGAUCAAGUUAAAGAAUAUUUUCACCACACGAAAGCGUAAAAUAAUGGAAUUUAGUAGACGCUUUACUGCUGGCAACAAUGACGACGAGGUUGUAAUAGCAAACUUUUUUUGUUUUGUAGAAAAAUACUUGUAUUUUAUUUAAGUUUAAAAGAGAAAAACAAAUCAAAUAAUGUAAACGAAAUUAAAUAUUUAUUUAUAGUUUUCGUAAAAUGUAUAAUAAUGAAUUCGUUUUUAAUUGAUUUUUAGUCUUUUUUGUUGGUAUUUUUAUUUAUUGCCAGUAUUGUUGUGAAAAAAAAAACUCUACAAUAUGAACAAUUUUAUUCUACUUAAUGAAAAUAAUCCAAUACCGAAUAAUCCGCCACUGAUAUUGAUAUACAUAAUUCGAUAUUAGUAUAAAUGUUAUUUAUAUAAUUUAUAAGAAGUCAAGUCUAACGAUUAUAAAAUCAUGGAAAGCAUAUUUUAUCUGUGAUUGAAAAUAACUAAAAUAAUUGAAACUUUGUCUGCCACGUUGUAGAAGCAGAACAAUAAUAAACAUUGUCCCACAAAAUACUUGCUCUGUUCCAGUACCUGCAAGAAUCACUA